UGAUGACGUAAUGUUGAUUGUCAAACGCGAAAUGGCGAGCGUGCUAGGAGGCCCGUUACCUGUAACACUUAACACUUGGGGGUAUACCAUGUUAAUUACCUUCAUACUCCAGUAUCGACACGAUUACAUAGGUAUAUCUAGUCCUGAGAAGGAUCAGGUGAAUAAUGGCGGCCGAAGCAGAGGUGGAGUUGGGUAGUGAGUACCCAGCACAUUACAAGGUCAUGAUGGACAAACUUAAUGAACAACGACAACUGGACCAGUUCACAGACAUCACGCUAAUCGUGGACGGACACCAGUUCAGAGCCCAUAAAGCAGUGUUGGCCGCGUGCAGCCAGUUCUUCCACAAGUUCUUCCAGGAUUUUACCCAGGAGCCACUGGUUGAGAUUGAAGGAGUGAGCAACACUGCCUUUCGCCAGCUGAUGGAGUUCACUUACACAGCCACGUUGGCUGUCGCUGGAGAAGAGGAGGCCUAUGAUGUCUGGAAGGCUGCUGAAUACCUCCAGAUGCAGGAAGCCAUCAAGGCACUCAACAAUAAAAUAAAUGACAAUGCAUCAGUGAUGGCAAAAAACAAAGGCAAAAAGAGGAAGAUUGCAGAGACUUCUAAUGUGAUUACAGAAACCCUACCCUCAGUAGAAGGGGAACAGGUGGAGAUUGAGGUGAUAGGUGAGGGGGCCAUCGAAGUGGAGGAGUCAGGCUUGGAGGAGGUGGUCGAUGCAGCAAAGAAUGCUCAGGCGGCGUCAGAUGACUCUGCUUUAGCUCUUCUCGCUGACAUUACCAGCAAAUAUCAGCAAGGGGAGCCUACGCUACAUGUGGUCAAGAAGGAAGGAAUAGAAGAGGAGGUUGUGUAUCAGGAGGAGACAGUGACUGCCUCCAAGGUGCUGGAGAACGUUGAGGUUGUCGAGGUCCAGAUCUCCCAAGUGGACAACAUGUUCCGCUGCAACAAGUGCGACCGCAGCUUCAAGUUGUACUACCACCUCAAACAGCACCUGAAAACACACCUUGGUUCACUGGAAAAGCCGCAUGUAUGCAACCAUUGCGGUAAAGCCUACACGCGGGAGGGCGCCCUGAAGCAGCACAUCAGCACGUUUCAUUUUGAUGCAGAAGAGCUCUCUCGAAACCAGAAGCCCCAAAAGAAAGUGCACGUUUGUGAAUAUUGUAAGAAGCACUUCGACCACUUCGGCCACUUUAAGGAGCACUUGCGGAAACACACAGGUGAAAAACCUUAUGAGUGUCCAGAUUGUCACGAGCGUUUUGCAAGGAACAGCACUCUGAAGUGCCAUAUGGCAGCUUGUCAGAAUGGGGCUGGAGCCAAGAAAGGACGCAAGAAACUCUAUGAGUGCCAGGUCUGUAGCAGUGUGUUCAACAGCUGGGACCAGUUCAAAGACCAUCUUGUGAGCCACACAGGAGUCAAGCCCAACCACUGCACCAUGUGUGACAUGUGGUUCACCCACCCUAAAGAGCUAAAGGCGCACCUCAAAGACGUCCAUUCCAUCGAGGACAACAAGUCGAAUGAGGAACUGGUAGUCACUGACUCUGCUGCCGCCACCGCCGCCCUCGCCAUAGCAACACAGAGCAUAGAGGGAGGUGAAACGGUCCUGUUGGACGACGGAAUUCAGGUCGAACACGUCACAGUGGAGCCCGUAGACGUUAUGGAGAUGGAGGAGACCGCAACUGUAGUGGUGGAGGACGGAGGGGUCGCAGAGAUGUGCGAGGAGGACAUGGAGAGAUUGAAGCAGGCUGGGGUGCAGAUCCAGGUGGUGCAUGUGACCACAACUGAAGUUGACGGACAGCAGGUGGUGAACUCUCAGGUGGAAGUGGAGAUGGAGGGGGAGAUGGUGAACGUUGAGGAAGUGGAACAAGCAGUGGUCGUAUGAGAAUGUGAAAAGGACUGUCUUAAAUGACCUGUGGGAAACUCUCUCAGUCCUGAACGGCUCCACUAUCCUGUAGCUGACAUCUUAGUUUCCAUACAGAACACUGCAUGUGGGAUACAGCAUGUCACCUCAGUAUGUCCUGUUGUCUGCCAUCACGUUGAAUGACUCCGUUCCCGCCAACAUCACUCUUUGAACUCUGAGUUAUGGACAGAGAUUUAUAACUUCCUGCUAAUGAUGCUGUAUUUAUGUUAAAGCUGUUUGCCAUCAUAUCCCAUAUCGUUGAUGACUUCAGUGCUUCAUCAAUCCAUCUUCAUCAUCUUCAUCUGUUUUAUUUUCUUUGUGUCCUUAUUUUACCUCAGAGUUAUAUUUUGUUUAAUUUGGGUCACUUGCCAAGACAAUUUUGACAAUGAAUGAAAUGUUUUUGUUGCAGCUCAUAUAACAGCUGUUGUAUGGUGCUGAUGUUCCUCAGUGCUAAUGCUACAGUUUUGUUCAAGCUUAUUUUCAUAUUGACUUAAUGGUGUUUUUGUAGGAAAGCUCAGAUAAGGAAUAAAAUUGGUUUCCAGAAUGGGCUACAA
Messenger RNA from Lates calcarifer (barramundi perch), 2446 nucleotides. RefSeq names its product zinc finger protein 131 (gene zbtb35). The record is from RefSeq and is a predicted model, not a curated record. The transcript has 9 exons. Lineage: Eukaryota; Metazoa; Chordata; Actinopteri; Centropomidae. Gene Ontology annotation, biological process: regulation of transcription by RNA polymerase II. Gene Ontology annotation, cellular component: nucleus. The coding region runs from base 165 to 1874 and encodes 569 amino acids. Gene Ontology annotation, molecular function: protein binding; RNA polymerase II cis-regulatory region sequence-specific DNA binding; DNA-binding transcription factor activity, RNA polymerase II-specific.